Phycodurus eques (leafy seadragon) is the source of this 3597-nucleotide messenger RNA. It is a transcript of the gene prrg1, whose product is annotated as proline rich Gla (G-carboxyglutamic acid) 1. NCBI's taxonomy places the organism in Eukaryota, Metazoa, Chordata, Actinopteri, Syngnathiformes, Syngnathidae. Gene Ontology annotation, molecular function: calcium ion binding. Gene Ontology annotation, cellular component: extracellular region. The record is from RefSeq and is a predicted model, not a curated record. Bases 109 to 738 code for a protein of 209 amino acids. The transcript is spliced from 4 exons.
CGAGCAUAGCAACACUCGGCCAGUCUGGGGGCCGCAGAGGAGGCGACCGCAAAUGCGCAUUGUGGGGCGCGGAGAAGCUAAAUCACCCCAGGCAGACUCACAGGAAACAUGGGGAGUGUGUUCCUGUCGGCGGACGCGGCCCACUCGGUGCUGCGGCGGUUGCCAAGGGCCAACUUCCUGUUGGAGGAGAUGAAGCAGGGCAACAUCCAGAGGGAGUGCCGCGAGGAGAUCUGCACCUACGAGGAGGCCCGUGAGGCUUUCGAAAACGACGAGAAGACGAGGCGCUUCUGGGAGGAAUACGUGCGUGAGAGCAGCCCUUCAGGUGGUCUGGAGUCGGUGGUGGGCGGCGUGCACUCCCUGUACCUGAUCGUGCCGCUGCUGACGGUGGUGUUCAUCGUGGUGGCCGUGGCUGUCGUCGUGUUUUGCUGCCACUCCCGCAAGCGCUCGCCGCGCAGCCCCGGCCUGGGUCACUCUCACCACGACCACGUCCUGUCGGUGGUCUCUGUGGACCGCUGGGGGGGGGAUUAUCACCACGGCGACCGGUCAGAACUCAGCAUCCACAGCAGCUCCGCGGGGUACCCGGGUUCAGAGGCGGCGUCCGGUCGGGGGAGCGCCGGCGACCAUCCGCCGUCGUACGAGGAGGCGGUGGGCCACGGCGACGUCCACGUGGAGACGGAGCCUCCGCCGCAGUACGAGGACAUCAUCGACAGCGGCAGACCCGGAAACCGCGGGAAGUAAAACGGACCGCCGUCUUAACAUCACAAUGCGGUGUCUGCCAGUACUCGACAUUUGCACUAACCUUUGGAAAGGAGCACAAAGUGAAUACAGCAAUACCAAAUCCAACAAACAAAUGUGCUGUCACACGGAAGCAAGUGACUCAAGUCGAACCUCUCACAAGGACAAAAUAGGAAAAUAAUGGGUGUGGUUGCCAUACUGAGGAUUUAUGUCCAUGCUGUUGGACCUGUGCUUUAGUGGAUGUCAGUGCCAAGUAAUUCAUUCAACUUUGCUUGCACAGAUCAGAAACAGCAUAAUAGACAGCUUUAUUUACUCAAUAAAGCCACACUAAUUCAGGAAAUCAAGAUCUAAAGCUAACUUGCAGCAUGAACAUUCCACAUGGGUGGGUGUUGAUGGAAAGCCAUUUGAGCAAUUCUUCAGAAUCACAAUCUUCAUUAUUCAAUGUACAACUGUAUUCCGUCCCAUUAGUGCAAAUAAAAACGGCAAGAUUGCCUUGCCAGAUAGAUAUAUACAGUGGCGUGAAAAAGCAUUGGCCCCCUUCUCAAAUUCUUAGAUUUUUGCAUAGUUUCUCCACUUUGUUUCAGAUCAUCAAACAAAUAUAACCCAAGUGAACUUAAUAUGCUGUUUUUAAAUGGGGAUUCCAUUUAUUAAGGAAAAAAACUAUUCAAAGUUACCGGGCCCUGUGUGGAAAAAGCAAUGGCCCCCUAAACCUAAUAACUGGUUGGGUCAUCCUCACCAGCAUCAACUGAAACUUUUCUAUAACUGGCACUGAGUCUUUCCACAUCUCUGUGGAGAUAUUUUGGCCCACUCUUCCUUGCAGAAUUGUUUGAAUUCAAUACAAAAUGGAGGGUUUUCGAGCAUGAACGACCAUUUUAAGGUCGUGCCACUGCAUGUCAAUCAGAUUGAAGUCUGGACUUUGACAAGGCUACUCCAAAACCUUCAUUUUGUUUUUUAAGCCAUUCAUUUUUGGUAUGUGUUAUAUAUAUAUAUUUCUUUUAAAAAACAAUUUCGCUCAUUUAUUAUUGCAGUGGCCCGGGAUAGACCUGUCAGCCUGUUUUGUUUUGUACCGCCUCCUGAUUCCAUAUCCUUGAUAUCCAGCAAGGUCCACGACGUACUAGUAUGCUCUUUGUCAUCACUAGUAAGACAAUUCAGCGCCAAGUAGAACUACUAGGGUGCACGAAUAAUGUUUUUUUCCACUACUGUAUGACAUUUCUGAACUCGUUGGAUAUCUGUUAUGAGUGGGGCACAACUUCAACUACUGCAUGCUACUAGUAAAACUAGUAACAUAAUAAAAUUCUAUUGGCUAACUUCUUGUGGUGCACAAAUGUCAACGGUGCAUAGUUUUGCCUCACUAAUAACAUAGUUGUCCUACUAGUGUGUAAACAUGACUAAUAAGACAGUAGCGCGUUGAAUCGUCUUACUAUUGAGGACAAAGUGCACACAAGUACAAGGAUAUAGAUUAAAUGCUCAAAUGGCUUACCAUACGGUCAUCAGUAAUUACAACUUUUGUGAAAUUUGAAUGGAAUCUAACUUGAUAGACUAUUCUAAAGAGGGUUCUCAGUGGAGUGGUGUGUGUCAUAUCCAUGUGUGUUUUGUGAAGUUGAACCACCUUGCUCCGCUUUGUUCGUUGGCCUUUGGCAAGUUGUUUUCAAUCUACUCUCAACUGUGAAAAUCUUCCCUGUGCUCCAAAGCUUCACUGUUUUGACGCCACGUAGGUUGACAGCGCCUGCAUCAGUGUUUUUUAAGGAGGCGCUGCGAAGGAAAAUGGGAAACGAGGCAAUAGAGACGGAAGAUUUGGGGAACGCGUUCUCAGGGAAGAUGGUGUAUUUAAUGCCACAAUGGACAAAGUCCAUGUUAAGCAUGUGUAAUGUAUCAGUGUAUAUAUAAAUAUACUGUAUCGUCUGUGAAAGUCAAAUUACAGUGAGAUUGCUUUUUACUGCAUAUAAAUGUGUCAAUGCUAAUAGAACUAUCAUAGCUGUUAACUAACUAAGGCACUUGUGUUGAAGCUCACAAUGAGCCCGUUAGACAAAAUACAGAUCGUGAGUUUGGACUUGGUCAGUUCUAAUGUCAAAGUCAUCAAAUGUUCUUUUUUAUUUUCGCUUGGUGUGAUGAGACACGAUGGUCCAUUGAGAGGGAUUUGCCUUGAGGCUAGCUUGUCAGCCUGAAUGUAUCAUUUCAAAACAGCCUGGACCACGGGUGUCAAACUUAAGAUCCUUGCCCUGCCCGCUGCAUCAUUUUAUGUGGCCGGCUAAAGCAGGUAAAGUGUGUCUAGUUCAUAUUUCUGGCUAAAUGGAUUUGCACUUUUCAUUGGGCCAAAAUUGCAAAACAUGCAUUUUGCACCAAAUCCCCUCUUCCAAAUUGGACAAUAGUUGUAUACCAAAAUGUUUGCUUGAUUUCUGAUUUCAAAUUUGUUUUUUUGUUAAAAAUAUAUACUUGAAUGAUAAUUAAUUAAUUAAUUAAUUAUGUAUAUCUAUGUAAUAAUAUCAGGUAAUUAUACAUUUAUAUGGUUUCCUGUUUUCAGUCAUAAUGGGCCUCUAAGGGAAACCUUAACUUCGAUGCAGCCCACAACAAAAAUUUGUUUGACACCCGUGGUAGACUGAACAAUAGUUGAUGGACCCAGGUGCACUUAUGCAAUAUCGCAAUAACUUUUUUUUUUUUUUUUUUUUUUUUUUUUUAAGUGAGUUGACAUGUGAAACUCAGCACUCACUACUUUACACGACCUUGAAGUGAGUUGUGUUGGUAGUCAUUAUAACUUACAGAGCUCGCUGUUACACAAUGCAUUAAAUAUAUUAAUGCCAUGUAAAAUGCAAGGGAACCUGUAGGAAAAAUGUUUAUGUACAAAAGUAUGGAUUGAUUUGUAAU